Molecule: messenger RNA, 2286 nt
Organism: Priceomyces carsonii
Lineage: Eukaryota; Fungi; Ascomycota; Pichiomycetes; Serinales; Debaryomycetaceae
Gene: STE11
Product: mitogen-activated protein kinase kinase kinase
Exons: 1
Coding region: 1-2286 (761 amino acids)
Biological process (GO): protein phosphorylation
Molecular function (GO): protein kinase activity; protein binding; ATP binding
Source: RefSeq, a predicted model, not a curated record
AUGAUACGCUCAGGACUGAAAGGCACAGAAGUGAGAGGAGAUGGUAAUGACGUAAAGGAGUUGAAACAAUGGCUCCUGAAGUCCAAUUCUUUGCACAACUACUCGAAAUUUUCUGAGAAUGGUAUCACGAUGGACUUGAUUCCGGAGCUUGAUACAAAUUCAUUAAAGGAAAUUGGAAUAAAUAAAGUAGGGGAUAGAAUAAGACUUGAAUUGGCUAUAUCAGAUUUGAAAGCUGAGCGUUUAUCUAAUAAAAUCACUGUUGAAAGUCUAUAUACGUUGUUGAACUUACAAUUAUCGAAUUCAAAUAGGAAUGAUAACUUCAAGGAUUUAUAUACAGCAAAUGACUCGAGCACAUUGAUAGCAUUAAAUGGUAAUACAAGAGGUUCAUCAAGCAAAGAUUCUGACAAAAACAUUACUUUUAUUUUGCAAGAUGGAUCAAUAAAAAAAGUAAAUGUGACUGGUUGUUUUAAUGCUCAGUCAAUCAAGAGAAAAGUGUUAAAAAGAUUGGGAAUAAAACAACAAGAGGCUACUUAUGAUACUUAUAUUCAUUCAAUACAGAAUUCGGAACCAGGUGGCAUCAAUCUCCUAUUCGAUGUUGAAUUAGUCACAAUAUGCUAUUCUCCAGACAGAUUAGAGAAACAUAGAAUCAUGUUGUGUCCCAAAGAUGAGAAACCAUCAGAUGCUGCAAUUGAGACUUCCAAGAAGAUUAUCAACAAAUUUGGUAAGUUUCUGUCCGGUAGUCAGAGAUCUCCGCCGAGUAAUUUGAGUCAAUAUCAUAUACCAGAUAGGCAUGAUUCCAAUAUGCGAAAUUUCUUUGGUCAAAGGCCCCCAAGUGAGUUGAUUUCAUCAAAUUUGGCGGAGUACUUUCCAGACACUCAUCAGAAGGAGUUGGAGGCUACAAUUAGAAAUUCGGUGAGAUACAGUGUUAGGCUAUCUCGUCAACUGUACCUCCCCAAUUCAAAUACAUCUUUAACCAGCUCAAGUAGUUUGGCUGUCAAUCAAAAAUCAGCGCCAAAGCCAAUAUAUCGUUCCUCUUCCCCUAACAGGGCUUCAUCGAUCACAUCUGGUACGUCUACCGGAAAGAAAAUGCAAGCUGCCAGAACAAUUGGUGAAGUGAUGGUCAACAAUGUGAACGCUUUAGAUGAAGCAGUUAGCUUGAGUGAUUCGCAGUCAUUAUUGUACAAAUCUCCAUCGAUUUAUUCUGGAACUGGCGGCCAAGCGGGAGACGUUAGGUCUGUGUUGUCUGGUCAAUCCCGGCAGAGUGGUGUUCAUCUGAAAGUUUCUAUAGCAACAGAAAAUGGAAUUAAAAGGCAUUCUCGCAUUGAGUUAAUAAGUGUCGACUCUGAUUCUGAUGAUGCUGAUGAUUUCAUCUCUGAAUAUGGAACAUUUACGGGAGGUGAAUUAGGCUCCAAUUCUGGCGGAACCUUCGAUAUUGCGUCUGAAGACGGACCAAAAUACUGGUUACAAGGUGCACGCAUUGGGUCUGGGAGCUUUGGUACAGUCUACUUGGGAAUGAAUCCUAUGACAGGAGAACUUAUGGCGGUGAAGCAAGUUAGAUUUCCAGAUGUAAGUAAGAGUGAACAUUCAAAAGUAGCUGUUUUCGAGGCAUUAAGAAGAGAGAUGUUCAUAUUAAAGGAAUUGAAUCACGAAAACAUUGUUCGCUAUUUGGGUUCUUCAUCUGACUGUGAUAAUCAAAUAUUUAAUAUAUUUAUUGAAUAUGUUCCUGGAGGCUCUGUCCUGUCGAUGCUAUCGUCAUAUGGACCUUUUGAAGAACCAUUAAUAAGGAAUUUUAUCAGACAAGUGUUGAUUGGUUUGAGCUAUUUACAUGGAGAGGAUAUUAUACAUAGAGAUAUAAAAGGGGCAAAUAUAUUGAUUGACAUCAAAGGGACGGUAAAGAUUAGUGAUUUUGGCAUAUCAAAGAAAUUAAACAAUGACGCUGAUAAUGAGACAAGAGGCAGAAGAGCAUCCUUACAGGGUUCAGUUUAUUGGAUGGCCCCGGAAGUCGUCAAGCAAACAGCAUAUACAAAGAAAGCUGACAUAUGGUCAGUUGGGUGUCUCGUAGUUGAAAUGUUCACAGGAAAGCAUCCAUUUCCGGAUUUUAGUCAAAUGCAAGCCAUUUUUAAAAUAGGUACCCAUAUUAUACCACAAAUACCCGAAUGGUGUACUCUAGAGGCUAAAGAUUUCUUAUUGAAAACAUUUGAAAUUGAUUAUAAUUUGCGACCUCAUGCUGUUGACUUGUUGGCAGAUUCAUUUUUGAAUACCUUAAUAAUGUCAAAAACUGUAUAG